GUUUUAGGUUAUCUUUCAGUUACUUGAGUUGAACAAUGGCAGCAAAAUACGUUAUUGGUUCAGUGGCGGCAUCAUUUGCAGUUGCAUAUAUUUUUGAUGUUGCUGUUGCAGACAAGAAGCUGUUCGGAGGUACUACUCCACAUACUGUUGCAAACAACGAAUGGUGGAAAGAGACGGACAAAAAGUUCCAAGCGUGGCCUCGCACUGCUGGUCCCCCGGUGGUCAUGAAUCCAAUCAGCCGCCAAAAUUACAUUGUCAAGUCUUGAACGAGGAUAUUCGCUUUCGCGCUUGAUUAAGACUCUUGGUCUUAGUUUCGAGUCGAGUAGUUGUAUGAUAGUUCGAUUGUAAUAAAUGUUUCUUUCAGUUUGUGCACCUAUGACUACUGUCUUUUAUCAAUGGAUCAACUAUAUGACCAAAUAAAUAAAAGUUGCUACUAAUGUCUAUGUUGA
Molecule: messenger RNA, 449 nt
Organism: Lycium barbarum (goji berry)
Lineage: Eukaryota; Viridiplantae; Streptophyta; Magnoliopsida; Solanales; Solanaceae
Exons: 2
Coding region: 36-266 (76 amino acids)
Source: RefSeq, a predicted model, not a curated record